Drosophila virilis is the source of this 3197-nucleotide messenger RNA. RefSeq names its product pancreatic triacylglycerol lipase. Lineage: Eukaryota; Metazoa; Arthropoda; Insecta; Diptera; Drosophilidae. Gene Ontology annotation, biological process: lipid catabolic process. The record is from RefSeq and is a predicted model, not a curated record. Gene Ontology annotation, molecular function: lipase activity; carboxylic ester hydrolase activity.
UCGGCUCAGUGCUGUGUCGGUCGUCGAACGCAACAGACAAUAUUGGCGAGUAGCCAGCAAUAAAUAACGAGUAACGAGUAACCUGUAACGUGUAACGAGUCUCGAUUAGCGCAAGAACGUUUUGAUCCCCGGCGCUGGUUAAUAAAAGAAACGUGCCAAAAACUUGAGCAUACGUACUUAAUAAAUGGUCAUAUAUUUGGACACUAAGUGAACGUCGUCGAGUGGACAGCUAGACAGAGAGACAGAGGGAGAGAGAGCGAGAGAGAGGGACAGGUGCGCGAUUUGGCGCCGAUAAGAUUAAUUUAAUUAAAAGCAACAACAACAACAACAACAACAACAACGACGACAGCAAUUGUCUUAGCUUCUUCAGUUAAGCUAUCUAUUGAAAAGAAGAAAGAAGAAAAAAAAAAAGAAUUAAAUAUCUGACGUGCUGUGUACCUUCAAGUGAUUUAGUCUAGUUCCUGCCGAAAAUGUAGACAGUCUGCCACAGGGCAGCAACAGGUGAACUACAACAACAACAGCAACAACAACAACGAGAUUAACAAGAACAGCGAUCCAAAACACAACACAAGAAGAGUUGAACCAGCAAGAUGUAUGUGGCCAACACAACCGGCGGCCUCAUGCUGCAGACCAUGCUCUACUUGGCCAACCACACGAGCCGCGCGGCAGUCAACACGCUGAUCGAUCUGCCACCGGCGCCCAAAAGCGACAUCAACGAGGUGAAAUGCUUUGGCGUCUACGGCUGCUUUCCCAUCAACGGACCCUGGAAUACGGUCACGCGAACGAUAAAUGUGCAUCCGCAGAAGCCCUCCGAGAUUGAGCCGCACUUCACGCUGCACACGCGCCGCGCCAUGGAUCAGGCCAAGUACAUAGAUCUCAAUGAUCCGGACAGCGUUCAGGGACUGGGCAUCAAUGAGCUGGGAAAGAUAUAUCUGCUGGUCCAUGGCUAUCUGGAGUUCGGUGAAAUACCCUGGAUGCUGGAGAUGGGCCGGGCGCUGCUCAACCAUUGUCCGGAGGGCGAGUGCGCCGUGAUCCUGAUCGAUUGGGGCGGCGGUGCGAGUCCGCCGUACGUCCAGGCGGUGGCCAAUAUACGGCUGGUGGGUGCGAUAACCGCGCACGUGAUCCACAUGCUGUACGAGGAGCUGCGUCUGCCCAAUCUGGACAAUGUGCACAUCAUUGGGCACUCGCUGGGCGCCCAUCUAUCCGGCUAUGCCGGCCACCAUUUGCAGCACGACUUUGGCCUCAAGCUGGGCCGCAUCUCUGGCCUGGAUCCGGCGGCGCCGCUCUUCACGGACACCGAUCCCAUUGUCCGUCUGGACCGCACCGAUGCCAACUUUGUGGACAUUCUGCACACGGAUGCGAAUCCGCUGAUGAAGGGCGGCCUCGGGCUCAUUCAGCGUGUGGGCCACGUCGACUUCUAUCCGAACGGCGGAUUCGAUAAUCCCGGCUGUGACAAGAAGCUGCAGGACGUGAUGAAGAGCAAUCGCAAGGGCAGCCUCUUCUCCACCAUGCAGGAGUUCCUCGGCUGCAAUCACAUACGCAGCGAGCAGUACUACACGGAGAGCAUUGGCAGCAAGUGCCCCUUCAUGGGCAUCACCUGUGACUCCUUCGAUAGCUUCAAGGAUGUCAAGUGCGGCAGCUGCGAUGAGCCUGGGCGUCUGUGCAUGCGCAUGGGCUUCCACAGCCAGGAGGACUACGAGGAGCAGCUGGCGCGUGGUCUUCUUAAGCCGCAGGAUCCGCCGCCGGUUUUCUAUCUGAUGACGGGCGAUCGGAAGCCCUUCUGCCGGCAGCACUACAAGAUCACGGUGCGCGUCUCCAGUCACGACGAGAGCACUCUGCAUGGCGGCGAGAUCGGUACGCUCUCCAUACAGCUGCACGAGGAGCACAACAAGAAGAAGACCACCGAGCGCAUGAAAUUCUCGCCCAAGGCCAUGUACUUUGAGCCGGGCUUUGAGUAUACGGCCUUGGUGCCGGGCAGGGAUCUGCAGAAGCCGGGCCAUGCCAGCGUCUACUGGGAGUACCAGACGAACAUACUCAAUCCAUUGACCUGGCGCAUCCUCUCCGCUCCGCGCAUCUAUCUCGAGUACAUACUCAUCGAGUCGCUCGAGUCGAGCGAUACCUAUCUGAAGCUCUGUCCGCUGCACGAGGGUGCCAUACUCUCCGGCGCAGAGAAUGUCCUGCACACGGCCUACUGCAAGGACUAGCCGUCCAAGGCGUGGCGGGGCGUGGCCAGGGGCGCAUUCCAAGAGUUCUAGCAAUAAGCCGAAAGCUUUUCUCUGCGCAGCCAAAAAGGCGGCAACACAGUCGAGUCAUCCGGCCGCAGUGUUGCUGGGUUGGUGGCUUGGCUGAGAACAGUUGCGGCUGUUCCCCCUAUUGCUUUUAGCCUGGGCACACACCGAAAAGCCUUUUGUAUUUUAUUAUAGUAUUCGUUUAAUUCAUAAGCUAUUCAAAUUGCAGCGGAAGAGGAAGAGCACAAUGUUAAUUUAUGUAUGUGCAUGUGUAUAUGUAAUUGUUAUUUAUGCUAAUCCAUUUUUUUUUUGCUUUUUUUUUUUUUUUGAAUAUACACUUAAUUAGCGUAUUUAUGAACAGAAUUUUGUUUGAAAAUUAAACAAAUUGAAACCUUAAGAAAAAUGCACUCCCACAGAAACAAAUGUCAUCUCCUCCUAAUCAAUUUAAAAAACGUUAAACUCAGCAGCCCGAGCUCUUAAACCCUUUCAUUCAGAUUUUCAUGAGGAGUCAAUAAAUAGAAACUCUUUAGUGUGCUUCGCAUUUCGACACAGAGCACAUCGAAAACAUUUCUCGAAAAAAGAUUUACCAACAAAAUUGAUAAAAUUUUAAAAAAAUUCUAGACAAAAGAAUUACGUGUUUGUUAUGGCCGCAUAAAUGUUGGGCUGCUUCUUUAUCUCUCCGCCGUAGCUUGGAUAGGUCUAGGCUAGGCUAGGUUAGGUCGCUUGAUAGGGGUCAACCAUGAGGCAAAAUGUCACAUUAUGGAGAGUGAUUACCGUGUAAUAUAUCCACACUGUUAAAAAUUGCGAUUCGAUUAAGUGUAUCAAAAUUGUAUGUCUCGUGUAUGACGCAGCUAAUUACACAGAAAAUAUGAAGAAAAAAAUUGUGAUUAAGUGUUUGCAUUGACUGGAACCGUAAGAGCAUGUUAAAAAAUAUAAUUGCGCAUAUGUAUAAUGCCAAAUUUUAUGCCA